Messenger RNA from Saimiri boliviensis boliviensis (Bolivian squirrel monkey), 452 nucleotides. Lineage: Eukaryota; Metazoa; Chordata; Mammalia; Primates; Cebidae. The record is from RefSeq and is a predicted model, not a curated record.
AUGGUAAAGCUGUUCAUCAGAAACCUGCCCCGGGAGUCACAGAGCUCAUUCUUCAAGCAGUAUGGGAAGGUGCUGGAAUGUGACAUCAUUAAGGAUUAUGGCUUUAAUUACGGCUUUGUGCACAUAGAAGACAAAACUGCAGCAGAAGAGGCCAUACGCAACCUGCACCAUUGCAAGCUUCAUGGAGUGCACACCAACAUUGAAGCCAGCGAGAAUAACAGCAAAACCUCAACCAAGUUGCAUGUGGGCAGCAUCAGUCCCACCUGCACCAAGAAGGAGCUUCGAACCCAGUUUGAGGAGUGUGGUCUGGUCGUCGAAUGUGACAUCAUGAAAGAUUAUGCCUUCGUACACAUGGAGCGGGCAGAGGAUGCAGCGGAGGCCAUCAGGGGCCUCGAUAACACAGAGUUUUCAGGUGGGAUGUGUAUGGGCUGAAAUUCCGAGCUGCAGUUGUG